Molecule: messenger RNA, 3748 nt
Organism: Hippocampus comes (tiger tail seahorse)
Lineage: Eukaryota; Metazoa; Chordata; Actinopteri; Syngnathiformes; Syngnathidae
Gene: arsh
Product: arylsulfatase H
Exons: 12
Coding region: 221-2038 (605 amino acids)
Molecular function (GO): arylsulfatase activity
Source: RefSeq, a predicted model, not a curated record
CGCUUUCUUUCCGGAAGAGUCGCGUGUUUUCCGCCUUGCUUGACUACCCAGUUGAACCGCGCAGCAUCGACUGCGGUCCAAUUUUUGCAACAUCUACUGCAGCUGAACCUUUGCAGAAUCUACUGCAGCCGAACCUUUGCAGCAUCGACUGCAGCUGAACUUUUGCAGAAUCUACUGCCGCCGAACCUUUGCAGCAUCUACUGCAGCCGAACUUGCAGCAAUGUGGCCUUCCCAGCUAGCACCUCUCAUCCUGUUCCUGGUGCUAGCGAGCAAUGUCGUCGGGGAGGAGAGCGUCAGGAAGCCCAACAUUGUACUGAUGAUGGCAGACGACUUGGGAAUUGGUGACUUGGGUUGCUAUGGUAACAACACCAUCAGCCAUCUGCAUGAAAACCACUAUAAUUGUAAAUGGCACCUCGGCGUGAACUGCGAGCGAAGGGGGGAUCACUGUCACCAUCCCAAUCAGCACGGCUUCAGCUUCUUCUACGGCUUGCCUUUCACCCUUGUCAAUGACUGCGAAGCGAAAAUGGGGACAGCCAUUUUGGCUAACCUGCAGCACGCACUCCGAAAUAUGGCUGUGUUGCUCAUGGUUGGUCUUUUCACACUGGUGAGUCUGAUUCAGAAGCCUUCCCAGCUAGCACCUCUCAUCCUGUUCCUGGUGCUAGCGAGCAAUGUCGUCGGGGAGGAGAGCGUCAGGAAGCCCAACAUUGUACUGAUGAUGGCAGACGACUUGGGAAUUGGUGACUUGGGUUGCUAUGGUAACAACACCAUCAGCUUCUUCUACGGCUUGCCUUUCACCCUUGUCAAUGACUGCGAAGCGAAAAUGGGGACAGCCAUUUUGGCUAACCUGCAGCACGCACUCCGAAAUAUGGCUGUGUUGCUCAUGGUUGGUCUUUUCACACUGGUGUGCGUUUCCGCUUGCGGUCUUGUGGACAUCAAGCCGUGGCUCUUGGUGGUGCUCAUUUUGUUGAGCUUCCUGGUUCUUGCCGUGUGGUACGUCCCAUUUGGACAAUUAGCCAGGUGGAACUGCAUCAUCAUGAGGGACCAGGAGGUGGUGGAGCAGCCAAUGACACUGGAGACGCUACCCCACAGGAUGCUGACUGAAGCGCAGCGUUUCAUCGAGAGGAAUGCUCAUCAUCCGUUCCUUCUGGUUUUCUCCUUUGCUCACGUCCACAUGCCACAUUUUCACACGCCGGCUUUUGCGGGCAAAAGCCGCCACGGUUGCUACGGUGACAAUGUGGAAGAGAUGGACUGGAUUGUCGGCGAGCUAACUAACACUGUGGAUUCGUUGGGCCUGGCCAACGACACGCUGAUAUAUUUCACGUCAGACCACGGAGGACAUAUUGAGAAUUCUCAUCCUUUGAUUGGCCAGGGAGGAGGAUGGAACGGCAUUUAUCGAGGUGGUAAAGCCAUGGGGGGCUGGGAAGGCGGCAUCAGGGUCCCUGGUGUCUUCCGCUGGGUGGGCAGACUGGCUGCUGGCAGAGUGGUGGAUGAGCCCACCAGCCUCAUGGAUCUCUAUCCCACAGUGAAAUAUUUGGCUCGAGACACACAACCAGACAGACACUUAGAUGGUCACAACCUCAUGCCGUUGUUGGAGGGGAAGAGGGAUCGAUCAGGGCACGAGUUUCUAUUCCAUUACUGUGGCAACCACCUCCAUGCAGCACGUUGGCACCCACAAGACAGUGACUCCAUCUUCAAGGUGCACUUCAUCACCCCAAACUUUUCCCCACUGGGAGCUGUGGGAUGUUAUGACACGCAUAUCUGCUACUGUCAUGGAAAACACGUGACGCAGCACAACCCGCCGUUGCUCUAUGACCUUCUCCGAGACCCCUCAGAGUCACACCCACUAGGCCCCGACACGGAGCCGCGUUACGCAGAAAUCCUCAGUCAGACAGCCGAAGCGGUGCAGAGGCAUCUGCGUUCCUUGGCUGACAAACAACCAAACCAGCUUACCUGGGAGAAGAUUCUGUGGAGACCCUGGCUUCAGCCAUGUUGUGGAACAUUCCCCUUUUGUGGCUGCAAAGAAGACAUAAGGUCGUAGAAAAAAACCAAAACAGUUUGACUUUUCAAUUAGAACAGGGAGACGGUUGUAAUUUACACUGUAUGCCUUUAGAGGGCAGAGUGAGACUGUAUUUGACCAGUUUUACAGGCAACCAGGGAGGGGGGCUCAGUUUCAGUGCAUGCCAUCAUUGGGAUAGUUGCGAUAAUUUUAUUCAGAUAUAUUUGUGUGUGUGUGUGUGUGUGUGUGUGUGUGUGUCUUUGGCUUUCGGUGUGUGGUUUAUAUGUAAGUCAUAUAUGUGUGCAACUGUUUGAAAAGUAAUCAAGUGACAAGUGGCGGAAAAAAACUGUAAGGGUGACUUUAUAGAUUUUGAGUUAAUGUCUCGCAUGAUGUUCAUGGCAGAAGGUCCUACGAGGGUCAUGAAGAUCCAAGUUAAGUUUGAAGGCAAUCAACCCUAGCAUGAUGAAGGCAGCUCCGUGCAAAGGUCACAUACAUUUAACCAUGUCCGUUUUCCUCGUGAGCCACUGAUGGUGUUGUGGUACACUCGCAUGACUUGUGUACGGGCAGCGUGGGAUCGGCUCCCGCUCAGUUACAGUGGUGAUUGGUGGUUUGGAUGGUCGUUUGUCUCUGUGUGUACCCUGCCACUGACUGGCAACCAGUUCAGGGGGCAGUGUGCGUUCCGCCCAAAGUCAGCUGGGACAGGCUCCAGCAACUCCCUGCGACCCUGUUGAGGAUAAGCGGUGUUGAAAAUGGAUGGAUGGAUGUUUUCCUCGUCAGGGUUCUCCCAGGCACAAUUUGGAACAUGCAUUACUGGGAUUAUUAUGUCCAAGGCAAGAACGCCUAUUAUGAUUCAAGGGUGUUCAGCACAAGGUUGCCUUAGUAACCGAAAUACAUGUUUAUCGUCAUGUUCAUCCAUCAGUUGCCCUUUUAAACCUUUUUUCUUUUACCGCUAUGCAGUAGUUGCGGAAGCAACGUAUUACGUUCUACUUGUGUGCUUCAUGUGAAACAACUCUAAAUUUUACAUAAACAAUGCGUCGCGUUAAUGAAUGGCAACACAGAAGUAAGCAACAGAAAUACAAAACGUCGUGUGUAAUUGGCUCGGGCAGACUCUUCUCACUAUUUAUUUAAAUGAACAUAACCUCCACUCUGUGUCUGCCAGUCUCUCGUUUGUCAUUCAAGCACCUUAGUGGGUGUGUCCAACAAUAUAGCGCCUUGAACUCUGCCUAGCAACAAGUGGAUGAGAAUGAAAACAUCUACUGGGCUUGGCGGGUGUGUGCACUUUUUGAAAUUCUGCCCAGCAACAAGUGAUCUGUCCAACAAAUUAGAGCCAUUCUUUUAAGACUGUCACCAUAAAUAUUUUUAGAAUGAAUUAUUCUAUCGAUUAUUCCAUUGAUUAAUUGAAUAAUCAGCGACAAAAUUCUUUUUUCAUUUGAGUUUAUGGCAAAAUAUGUAUGUAUUUGUAUCAAGUGAAACGUGACCAGGAAAGGAAUCUAAGAAAUGUACUGUAUAUUUAUGAUUGAUAUUGUGAUUUCUGUUUUGUUGUUCCAUUAUGAAUUAUGAUUUGUGAUUUGUAAGUUUUUCUGGUGUGUGUGUGAGAGUAAGAGAGAGAGAGAAAGAGAGAGAGAGAUUUCAGACUCUUUCAGGAAGUCAAAAGCUAGGAUGGAUAGAGUCCCAGUGGACCUGUAAGGAUACCCUGUGGCUCUCCAUACUGUAUCUUCACCAAUAAAAGACUGUAAAGACUGUGUGAACCUC